UUGGGCCGGUCCCAAGGAACCGGUUCGCUCCGGUCGGGUUUCCUGACUAGAUCGCGGGGUCUUCUAAGAAUUCCCUGCCCCCUUUCCCUCUCCCUCUCUCUUUUCUCUGCUAUUCAGAAGCGCAUUCCACUUUCGCCGGCGACAUCUCUGCCAAACCGCCGGCGAGCACGGACGACGCCCGGGAGAUCUCAACCUGAAUCUCUCUCCAUCGCCGCGCGAUCAUAUAAGUCACCGUCAAUGGCCAGCAAUCCAGCAUCUGAAACAACCGGUAAUGAUUCUUCGGGCUUGAAAGAAGCAGAGAAGCCUCAUAUUCAGCCAUUAAGAUUGCCUACACAUGAGGAGAUUCGUGGUCAGGAUAUUUGGAACAAUUGUGCUGUUCGCAGUGUUUUCAGUGGAAUCAUGGGAGGUGGCCUUGGGAUCUUUAUGGGCAUGCUUCUCGGAGCACUGGACAAUCCUAUAAUGCAGGACCAAAUGAGCGGAAAGCAACAGUUCAUUUACGCUGCAAAGCAGAUGGGGCAAAGAAGUUGGCACUCAGCGAAAACAUUUGCAGUCAUGGGCUUUGUUUUUUCAGCUGCUGAGUGUGUUGUGGAGAAGGCAAGGGCAAAGCAUGAUACCACAAAUACAGUUGUUGCUGGCUGUGUUACUGGCGGUACUAUGUCGGCAAGAGGCGGUCCUAAAGCAGCAUGUGCUGGUUGUGCUGGCUUUGCAGCAUUUUCUGUUCUCAUUGAGAAAUUUUUAGAUAGUCAUUAGCUGAAUGACAUCAUUCUGCUUCAUUUUUAUUUCCAGUCCUGGACAAGAGAAAAAGAGGGAGAUGUGGGAUUUUAAAUUUUUAACUGCAAGAUUUUGUUAUUUUUUCCUUUUUGUUCACAUCUUCGGUGAAGAGAGAUCUCUGAACUGUACCACAUCUCUGAAAUGUAUCAGCCUGAUUCAUAUCUAACCUCAUCAAUCUAUAUGGUGGUGAGGAUUUGUAGAUUAGAAUAAGCACAUUGUAUGCUUAGCAAUUGGAUAAAUUAUCCAAAGGAACUUUUCUUAUGAAAUUUGUUUGGUGA
This is a messenger RNA of Eucalyptus grandis, 1049 nucleotides long. Its product is annotated as mitochondrial import inner membrane translocase subunit TIM22-4. NCBI's taxonomy places the organism in Eukaryota, Viridiplantae, Streptophyta, Magnoliopsida, Myrtales, Myrtaceae. Gene Ontology annotation, biological process: protein insertion into mitochondrial inner membrane. The transcript has 5 exons. Bases 238 to 750 code for a protein of 170 amino acids. The record is from RefSeq and is a predicted model, not a curated record. Gene Ontology annotation, cellular component: TIM22 mitochondrial import inner membrane insertion complex. Gene Ontology annotation, molecular function: transmembrane protein transporter activity.